Messenger RNA from Xyrichtys novacula (pearly razorfish), 4875 nucleotides. The record is from the annotation of a GenBank genome assembly. Lineage: Eukaryota; Metazoa; Chordata; Actinopteri; Labriformes; Labridae.
GUGGGCAAGUAAGCGGAAGACGUCGGAGCGGUUGCUAUGGUCUACGUCAUCAUCGUGCGCCCGUACCCCACAUGGGAAAGCAGACUGACAUUUAACAGCCUUCAACCGCAACUAAAACACCGUAAAUGCGGGUUUUCUUUGCAGAAGUUUAAACGUAAACUCCGUCGGGACUCUAAAAUAGCGCGGCAGCCUAGAUUUCGGUUAGCUGGAUCUACUUUACGAUUGUUUUUGUAGCUUUUAGGUGCUAACGGCAUGGACGGCACUGAGGACAGCGCGAUCGAGCUCCACGGAGAUGAAGAAAUUGUUGAAGUUAUCGACCUGAAUGAGACCGAGCCCGGUCCAGGUGGGUUUAAUAACUGUGUAGCUCACUUUAGGAGACAGUAAUGUAUAAUAAAGCUGUUCUAAACAACUCCUGUUGGAAAUCUUUGUGUGAUUUUUAGAUGAUCUGGCCGAUGAUUUGGAGGAUGUUGACUUUGAGGAUGCUGGAAACGACGAUGAAGGCUGGGAGACUGAAGAUGAGAUGGAAGCUGAGGCAGAGCAAGACGACAGCGAGCUCACCUUCUCCAAACACACUGGUAGUGUUAUAGCUUAUAGUUUAAAGGGAUAUUCUGGCGUGAAAUUAAUUUAGGGUCAAACCCACCGUAACACCGAGUUACAGACACCCCCUCAAGAGAUGACUGUUGGUGACCGCUUGCUUCUCUAGUUAUAACAACUUAAGUAACGACUGCACGAUAGCAAUACACAAAGCCACAACCUCAACCAAAACGCCACUCUAUAGCCACAAAUAAUGCUCAGAACAGCACCUAACUUCAUCAACACAACUCACCUACUCUCUUCCAGCAGCAGCUUGUUUGUAGUGAGACCUCGGGCCAGUCCAUUACUGACUACAGCGGGGUGACGCAGCUCAAGGAAGAACAUUUAUGCAGAGCCGGCCAAAGCCUCAGUGGGGCCCUAAGCAAAAUUUGAUUUUGGGGCCAUCUAUCUCUGCCAAUUAUAUUGAUUGUUGAUCAUUUACACACCUUCACAAAUCUCUUUGAUUAACACAAUGUUUUUCAACCCUUUUUGAGCCAUGGUACAUUUUUUCAUUGAACAAAAUCACGAGGCACACCACCAACCAAAAAUGUUACUAAAUGACACCUAGUAGUCCAAGAUACAGGUUCAUACAACAACAAUAUAGUCUCUCAAUUUAUUCAUACUCACCCAGUGUGAAACCUGGGGCUGUAGAUUACAGCACAGACACUUGAGAAGUGAAUAUUAUUCGCAAAUAAUAAGUAAUUUAAAAAAAUAAUAAUAAAUAAACUAAAAAAGUGAAAUUGGAUAAUUUCUCAGGGUACACCUGACUGUCUGUCACGGCACACUGGUUGAAAAAACACUGGAUUAACAUUCCAUGACAUGCAAACAAACCUUUAUCUUGGCGUUUUUUCUCUUCUUCCUCUUUCUUUCCUCUGCUCCUGAAGGAUAUGUCCUUUUUUUGCGACAUUGUUUUGCCCCACAACUACCUGAGCUUUGAAUGCUCAGUGCGCAGCAGGAGGCACAUAAUGGUAGCGGAGUUUUGACAUAUUGGCAGUAAGAAUCAUAGGCCUACAUCAGCAGCAGCAAUAAAAUGUUUUUACUUCAUUUAUUUUUACAAUAAUAUGUAUUUGAUCAUACAGAAAGCAUCACUCAUACAUGCAAAAAUUAAAAAAUAUUAAAUUUUUUUUUUGGAUUGCUCUUGGGGGCCCCCUAUUGGCCGCUAAGCCCUAAGCAGGCUCUGCAUUUAUGAUCAUUACUUCAUCAUUUCCUUGAAGUAAGAAUCAUUUUGGUUGAGGUUUGUUUAUGGCUCCUCAGACCGCUGUGUAUUGCUAUUGUGCGGUCGUUAUUAAAGUUGGUAUAACUAGAGAAGCAAGCGGUCGGCAACAUUCAUCUCUCAAGGGUGUCUAAUUUAAUUUUACGUUGGAAUAUCCCUUUAAACUCUAAUCACAGGGUAAAUUUAACUUGUAAAAGAUUAAACUCUCUCCUGUCUUUCCUCGCUCCAGGGUCGGUGUUCUGUAUCAGUUUGGAUCCAGCUACAAACAGCCUGGCCGUGACCGGAGGAGAAGAUGAUAAGGCUUACGUUUGGAGGGUGAGCAAUGGAGAGGUUCUGCUGGAGUGCACAGGUAAAGUUAAGUUCCCAAAUGCAAUGGUUGGCUCAAAAGUUUUGAAUUUUGAAUUAAAACACCCGUAUGUGAUCUUUUUAUGUCUCCACAGGUCACAAAGACUCUGUAACAUGCGCCGUGUUCAGCCACGACUCGUCCCUGGUGGCCUCUGGCGACAUGAGCGGCCUGAUCAAAGUUUGGAAAGUACAAACCAAAGAAGAGAUCUGGUCCUUCGAAGUGGGAGAUCUGGAGGUGUGUGUGUAUAAGAUCCUUUAUUUACAAACCUGCAUGAACUUGGAGAUGAUGACUGAGAAUUUCCUCCUCAGUGGCUGGAGUGGCAUCCCUGCGCUCCCGUGCUGCUGGCAGGGACAGACGACGGCAACGUGUGGAUGUGGAAGAUCCCAUCUGGGGACUGUAAGACCUUCCAGAGCUCAGCGUGCCAGGCCACCUGUGGGAAAGUCCUCCCUGAUGGUGAGAGAAGACAGGAAAUAGGUCAUGAGGAAGAAAAAAAUGAGCAACUUGGGCUUUAUUGACUUCCCUGACCCACUUUUUUGGAGACUAUCUUGUUUAUUUUGGAGAGUUCAUCUGCGUUUUUCAGUCUUUGUCGAGCUGAAAUUGAUAGAAUAUGAACAAUAUUGAUAGACUGAUAGAUCGGCAGUCUUAGUCUUUUGAAAAAAGCACCUUUCCUGAGAUAAAAUGCGUAUUUUUUCCAUGUUUGUCCAGGUAAACGGGCUGUGGUUGGCUAUGACGACGGGACUGUGCGAAUUUGGGAUUUAAAACAGGGAAACGCCACCCACGUUAUUAAAGGUGAGUCUUCUCUACAUUUAACUGUCUCAAUGUUCGUGCAGCAGUCAAACAAAAACAUUUCUUAGUGUAGAAAAUGUGAUUCUCUGGGAAAGUUGAAACGGGCUGAUUUAAGGGUCACCCUCCAGAUUCGAUGUUUAAAGAGCUGAAUAUUUCCUCCAUGGUAACAGAGUUGAAUAGAAACAGCAAACACGAUAAAUUAAAGCUCUUAAGUGAGGCUAUAAACCCAUCAGGCAUGAAUCAAAUGAAGUAACAGCCUUAUAAAUUGGGCAGGAGGCGAAUAAAAUCGAUGUAUACAAAUGACAUAAGACCGUCUGUGGUCGUUAAAAACAGACAGAUGAGACUUUGCCGAUUUUACGAUCAUCAGCCUGCGUGUUUGUGCUCCAGCUGUGCAGAUUCUCAUGCACAUCUGUUUGUUUUCGUGUUGCGCAACAGGUCAGGACGGACACCAGGGGGCGCUGACCUGCCUGGCCUGCAACAAGGACGGCUCCCUGGUGCUGACGGGUUCAGUGGACGGCUGCGCGAGGCUCAUCAACACCGCCACGGGCAAGGUGGGCGACGGGGUGAAGUGUUUGAGAAUCAAGAAGUGGCGGCAGCUCGUGAGCAUAACUGUGUUUGUGUUUGAAGGCGGUGGGAUCGUUCUCUGUCGAGGGAGGAAAAGGCAAAGGGUCAAGAGACGGCCAGGAGACCAACUCGGUGGAAUCUGUUGGAUUCUGCAACAUGUAAGUGAGAGAGCGUUCUCGCUGUACUUUUGUAUGACUAGAAGAAGAGUCGCCAUGACUGUCCCGUCUCUGCUCCUCCUCCUCAGCCUGCCUCUGUUUGCCGUCGCGUUCCUGGACGGGACUCUGGCCAUAUACGACCUCUCCACGCAGGUCCUGAGGCACAGAUGCCAACAUGAGGUAAAGUCUGUAUGUGCGUUCAGUGAGGCUCCCUAAACACUCAGGAGCAGAUUCUCACCCCGCUGGACUCUGUGUACUCCAUGAAUCACCCACACUGAGGUCUGCCUGAGUUUAGUUUAAAGGACAAUUGCAACCUUUUUUAAAGCCUGUAUGCUUCGACGUCACUUUUAAACUAAUAGUGAGCUGGAAACUAAAAGAAAUCAGCUGUUUUAAAAUAAUUUCCAUGUUCUCUCAAGGCCGGCAUUGUUCACCUGCAGUGGGAGGAGUCUUCUUCUGUGGUGUCAACGUGCUGCUUAGAUGGAGCGCUGCGCUUAUGGGAUGCCAGAUCGGGGAAUAUGGUGUCGGAGUACCACGGUCACACGGCAGAGAUCCUGGACUUCUCCAUCAACAGGUGCGGCUCACACACUCUGCUCCCUCAGAUUCAACUUUUCAGUCCUUAAAUGUUGUGGAUUUGAUCUUUUCUUUGUCUUCUUCAGGGAAGCGUCCAUCGCUGUAACCGCCUCAGGAGACAACCGAGCGAAAGUCUUCUGCCUCCAAAGACCUGAUCGAUAAAGAAAUCAAGAAGAAAACAAACAUUCAAGAGAUCUAAGAAAGACUUUAUGUCCCCGAAUCACAGAGAACAUUCUCCCCUUUCUCCUCAGGAUUUUAAGAAGUCACGUUUUGCCACCAUCAGACACUUUGUCUCCAGCGAAGAAAAGCCACGUUUAUGUUUUUGGCAGACACUCAAACUCCCUCAUUACUUUCUUAUACUUUUCUUGUCGAGAGAUUAAACAGAGAGAUCUUCAAAGUGUGAUAAAUAACGCUGUUCUCAGCCUUUGACAUCCCCUUUUCAUCCUUUGCCAAAAUGUUGUAGUUGAGAUAAAACAGAAGACUCAAAAGAGAAAGUUUCUUUGGCCUCGGUUAGAAUUUGUGUCUGUUUUCAAGUUUCUCAAAGUUCUAGUUUUCCUCGAGUGUGUGUGGCCUUAAAUCUCUCAGACUGUACAGGAAGGAAUCGUCUCUUCUGAUGUACUCCCAAGUGUAAAUACAAAAAAAUAAAUAAUUUACUCCCUCCUGGUUGA